UCCUUGCAGGGUGUCUGAGCUAAACUUCACCAAAUAAUAGCUGUUUGUAUUUUGGCUGCUGCAGGAGCCAUUUUAGGUCCCACUUGUUGAACACAGAAAAGCCUCUGCCCUACAUUUGAGUUGUGGGGUCCUGAGGUCUCAUCUGCAAACAUACUAAAGUCUUCUGAAAACUUUGCGUCUCUCUGGGGUGCUAGCCUUUGGUGGAAACGGGAAAGAGACCCCUAAGACACAGUUGAAGAAACUGAGAUCUGGGGAGAUGGAAUAAAUUACCCACAUCAUACAACCCUUGUGUUCAGGACCUAGAUGUCUUCAUUCCCAGUCUGCAGAAAUAAGUAUCUUCCUUGAAUUGAUGAAAAUGAAAAUACAGAAGAAAGAGAAGCAGUUGUCAAAUUUAAAAGUUUUGAAUCACUCCCCAAUGUCUGAUGCCUCUGUCAAUUUUGACUACAAAUCCCCAUCCCCGUUUGACUGCAGCACUGAUCAGGAAGAGAAAAUUGAAGAUGUUGCCAGGCACUGUCUGCCCCAGCAGGACAUAUACACUACUGAAGAAGAAGCUGACACCCUUUUCCCUAGGAAAGUGACAUCCUGCAAUGGGACAGAGGAUAGUGGAGGCGGAGGUACUGGAGUGAAGAAGAAACGGAAGAAAAAGGACCCAGGAGAGCAAGGUGGUACAGCAAAGGGAAACAAGGACAGGGAGCCCAAGCCAAAGAGGAAGCGAGAACCUAAAGAGCCAAAGGAACCCAGGAAGACCAAGGAGCCGAAGAAGGCCAGGGAGCCCAAGGAGCCCAAGCAGAAAGAUGGAGCAAAGAAGGCGCGCAAGCCCCGAGAGGCCUCUGGCACCAAGGAGGCCAAAGAGAAGAGGAGCAGUGCUGACUCUGCAGCCAGGACAAAGUCCAAGAAGGCCAGCAAGGAGCAAGGACCAACACCAGUGGAGAGAAAGAAGAAAGGAAAGAGGAAAAGUGAAACAACAGUGGAGAGUUUAGAACUGGAUCAGGGCCUGCCGAACUCAUCCCUGCGGAGUCCCGAGGAGUCCACUGAGUCUGCUGACAGCCAGAAACGACGUUCAGGUCGACAAGUGAAACGCAGAAAAUACAACGAGGACCUCGACUUUAAAGUGGUGGAUGAUGACGGGGAAACGAUCGCUGUUCUUGGAGCUGGCCGAACAUCUGCACUCUCAGCUUCUACACUGGCUUGGCAGGCAGAGGAGCCUCCAGAAGAUGAUGCAAACAUCAUCGAGAAGAUAUUGGCAUCUAAGACCGUCCAAGAGGUUCACCCAGGAGAACCUCCAUUUGACCUAGAGCUAUUCUACGUUAAGUAUAGAAAUUUUUCCUACUUACAUUGUAAAUGGGCUACAAUGGAAGAGCUGGAAAAGGAUCCUCGCAUCGCACAGAAGAUCAAGCGAUUUAGAAAUAAACAAGCGCAGAUGAAGCACAUUUUUACUGAGCCUGAUGAAGAUUUGUUCAACCCAGACUAUGUAGAAGUCGAUCGCAUCUUAGAAGUGGCCCACACUAAGGAUGCAGAAACAGGGGAGGAAGUAACACAUUACCUGGUGAAGUGGUGUUCCCUGCCAUAUGAAGAAAGCACGUGGGAGCUAGAGGAAGAUGUGGAUCCUGCAAAAGUUAAGGAAUUUGAGUCUCUGCAGGUUCUGCCUGAAAUUAAGCAUGUGGAGCGGCCUGCAUCAGACUCCUGGCAGAAACUUGACAAGUCUCGCGAGUAUAAGAACAGUAACCAGCUCCGAGAGUACCAAUUGGAAGGCAUGAACUGGCUUCUUUUUAAUUGGUAUAACAGGAAAAACUGUAUUUUGGCUGAUGAGAUGGGCUUAGGGAAAACCAUUCAGUCCAUCACAUUCCUUUCAGAAAUAUUCCUCAGGGGGAUCCAUGGCCCUUUUCUCAUCAUUGCACCUCUCUCUACUAUCACCAACUGGGAGAGGGAGUUCCGGACAUGGACAGAGAUGAAUGCCAUUGUGUACCACGGCAGCCAGAUCAGCAGGCAAAUGAUCCAGCAGUAUGAGAUGGUGUACAGGGAUGCACAGGGAAAUCCCCUUUCAGGAGUUUUCAAGUUCCAUGUCGUCAUCACAACAUUUGAGAUGAUCCUGGCAGAUUGCCCAGAGUUGAAGAAGAUUCACUGGAGCUGUGUGAUAAUUGAUGAGGCACACAGAUUGAAGAAUAGGAAUUGCAAACUUCUAGAGGGGUUAAAGCUUAUGGCCCUGGAACAUAAAGUGCUACUCACCGGAACACCCUUACAAAACUCUGUGGAAGAGCUGUUCAGUUUGCUAAAUUUUCUGGAGCCAACACAGUUUCCUUCAGAGACUGCAUUCUUGGAGGAGUUUGGAGAUCUGAAAACAGAGGAACAGGUGAAGAAAUUGCAAUCUAUCCUAAAACCAAUGAUGCUUCGACGCCUGAAAGAUGAUGUGGAAAAGAACCUUGCUCCUAAACAAGAGACCAUCAUUGAAGUAGAAUUGACCAAUAUCCAGAAAAAGUACUACCGAGCUAUCCUGGAGAAAAAUUUUUCCUUCCUGACUAAGGGGGCAAAUCAGCACAACAUGCCCAAUCUUAUCAACACCAUGAUGGAGCUGAGAAAGUGCUGUAACCAUCCCUACUUGAUCAAUGGAGCAGAGGAAAAAAUUCUGGAAGAUUUCCGAAAAACUCACAGUCCUGAUGCUCCUGACUUUCAGCUGCAGGCCAUGAUCCAGGCAGCCGGGAAGCUGGUGCUGAUUGAUAAACUGCUUCCUAAGCUGAUUGCAGGUGGCCACAAAGUGCUCAUCUUCUCCCAGAUGGUGCGCUGCCUUGAUAUCCUCGAAGAUUAUCUCAUCCAGAGAAGAUACACCUAUGAGCGAAUUGAUGGGCGAGUACGGGGAAACCUGCGCCAGGCAGCCAUCGACCGAUUCUGUAAGCCAGACUCAGACCGCUUUGUCUUUCUUCUGUGCACCAGAGCGGGAGGCCUGGGGAUCAAUCUCACAGCUGCUGAUACCUGCAUCAUAUUUGAUUCUGACUGGAACCCACAAAAUGACUUGCAGGCUCAGGCCCGAUGUCACCGUAUAGGCCAGAGCAAAGCUGUGAAGGUGUACCGCCUCAUCACUCGGAACUCCUAUGAGCGGGAAAUGUUUGACAAGGCCAGCCUAAAGCUGGGCCUGGACAAGGCUGUCCUUCAGGACAUCAACCGAAAGGGCGGCACCAAUGGAGUACAGCAGCUCUCAAAAAUGGAGGUGGAGGAUUUGCUCCGGAAAGGUGCUUAUGGAGCCUUAAUGGACGAGGAGGAUGAAGGUUCCAAGUUCUGUGAAGAAGAUAUAGACCAGAUUCUGCAAAGGAGAACCCACACCAUCACCAUCCAGUCCGAAGGGAAAGGGUCCACUUUUGCCAAGGCUAGCUUUGUGGCUUCAGGAAACCGGACAGAUAUUUCCUUAGAUGACCCUAACUUUUGGCAGAAAUGGGCUAAAAUAGCUGAACUGGACACCGAAGCAAAGAAUGAAAAGGAGAGCUUAGUGAUCGACCGGCCUCGUGUAAGAAAGCAGACCAAACACUACAACUCUUUUGAGGAGGAUGAGCUUAUGGAGUUUUCAGAGUUAGACAGUGACUCAGAUGAAAGACCCACAAGAUCCAGACGCCUCAAUGACAAAGCCAGGCGCUACCUCCGAGCUGAGUGCUUCCGAGUAGAGAAGAACCUGCUCAUCUUUGGCUGGGGCCGAUGGAAGGACAUCCUGACUCAUGGGCGAUUCAAGUGGCACCUGAAUGAGAAGGAUAUGGAGAUGAUCUGCCGGGCCCUGCUGGUGUACUGUGUCAAACAUUAUAAGGGGGAUGAGAAGAUCAAGAGUUUCAUUUGGGAACUAAUCACACCUACGAAAGAUGGACAGGCCCAGACUCUCCAGAACCACUCAGGGUUGUCUGCCCCAGUCCCUAGAGGGAGGAAAGGAAAGAAGAUGAAGAAUCAGCUGCUGCUCCCAGAACUAAAAAAUGCAGACUGGCUGACCACCUGCAACCCUGAGGUGGUCUUGCAUGAUGAUGGCUACAAGAAACACCUCAAGCAGCACUGUAACAAAGUCCUUUUGCGAGUCCGGAUGCUGUACUACCUAAAAGCUGAAAUCCUGGGAGAAGCAGCUGAUAAAGCAUUUGAGGGAGCUCCUGCCAGGGAACUGGAUGUGCCUCUGCCUGACAUUGACUACGUGGAGAUCCCAGUGGACUGGUGGGAUGCUGAGGCUGAUAAAUCCCUUCUCAUUGGUGUUUUCAAGCAUGGUUAUGAGAGGUACAAUGCCAUGCGAGCAGACCCAGCCCUCUGCUUCCUGGAGAAAGUUGGGAUGCCAGAUGAGAAGUCCCUUUCAGCAGAGCAGGGUGGUACAGAUGGGACAUCAGACAUUCCUGAAAGAGGCAACAUGGAUAAAGAAGACACCACCGAAGACAAAUUAGAUGGCCUCCAGAAACAAACGGAGAAUUCCAGUGACGGUGGCGAAGGCGUUUUUGGUGAAAAGAAGGAUGACAGCCGGGCAGCCCAGGAUAGCUCCGACCCAGACAAAUCACCCUGGCCAGUUUCAUCCGCUCUCACAGCUCGUCUCCGGCGUCUGGUCACUAUCUACCAGCGCUGCAACCGUAAAGAGCUCUGCAGACCUGAAAUCCUGGGACCGGGUAACCAGGGAUACUGGGUUCAGGAGGAGAUGUUCAGGAGAACCUCAGAAAUGGACCUCAUCAACAAGGAAACCCAGAAGAGGUGGACCAGGAGAGAGCAAGCAGACUUCUACAGAACAGUGUCUUCCUUUGGUGUUGUUUACGAUCAAGAGAAGAAAACCUUCGACUGGACCCAGUUCCGCAUCAUAUCCCGUCUGGACAAGAAGUCAGAUGAGAGCCUGGAACACUAUUUUUAUAAUUUUGUGGCCAUGUGCCGGAACGUCUGUCGUCUGCCUGCCUGGAAAGAUGGUGGUCCCCCUGAUGCCACCGUCUACAUUGAACCCAUCACUGAGGAACGGGCUGCAAGAACUCUGUACCGCAUUGAAUUGUUACGGAAAGUCCGAGAGCAGGUGCUCAGGUGUCCUCAGCUGCAUGAGCGCCUCCAACUCUGCAGGCCCAGCCUCUACCUCCCAGUCUGGUGGGAGUGUGGCAAGCAUGAUCGAGACCUGCUCAUCGGUACGGCCAAACACGGGCUUAACCGUACUGACUAUUACAUCAUGAAUGACCCCCAGCUGUCCUUCCUGGAUGCCUACAGAAACUAUGCCCAGCAUAAAAGAACUGAUACUCAGGCACCAGGCAGUCUCUGUUGUCUUUACCAGACCAACUCCAAAUUAUAUGAAUCUCUUACCUAUGCUCAAAUGAGUAGGACUUCAGAGUCUCUUGAGAGUGAACCUGAGAACCUGGUGAAAAUUGAAAGCAGAGAUGAUCCUCUGGGUCUGCCUGGAGGCAGCUUUCCUGAUGUGACUUGUGACAAUUUUAUUUCUAAAGUUCAGGAUGUUAUUUCUAUCAACCAUGAUGAAAGUCUGCUGCCUGAGAGCUUGGAGAACAUGAUGUAUGGUAACAAGGUCCUCAGCCCAGAGCCAGGCUCUUUUCAGGAAGGCCCAGUAAUCAACACAGAAUGCAGAAAAGAUACUGUUGUGAUCUCAGCAAGCAAAAAUGCAGGCUGCCGGCCUGGUGACCGUGAGGCAGAAAUAGCUGCAGUUUCUCUUAUGGAUACCAUAGAAGCAGGAGUAGCUCAAAUGAACAUCGAAAGUGGAGAACAUUUGUUGACACCUAUUUCAAAGGAAAGGGAGCGCUGCUGCGGUGAGGCAGGGCGGAGACCUGAAAGCUUGGGGCAGCUGGAAGCCAAAUGCCUACCUUCCACUGCCUUGGAUGCAGGAAAUGAAAGUGGGUUUGUAGAUAUGUGCAGUCUCAGUGUCUGUAACUCUAAAAGAAACCUCUCAUCAGAUCAGAAAUUAAUUGAUUUAUUACAAAGCAAAAGUUUAGAAACUAAAUUGAUUUUGAGUCAGAACCAGAGUGAUGAGGAGGAGGAAGAGGAUGAAAAUGAGGAAGAAACUUUAGCCAUGGCAGCAGGCACCAGAGAAAAGCCAGAAGCUUUGCAUCUCACCAGUCCCACUGCUAACAACCCAAGGGAAAAGAGCCAAGGCUUCCAUCUGGAUGAAGCUAAGAAAGGAAGCCUAGAGGUGGUGAGCCAAACUCCUGGGCCGCCGAGGGCCUUUCCUCCAGCGUCCUGUCAGUGCCACUGCAAACACGUGGAAAGGUGGGCACACGGCCUCGGGAAUGAUGAAUUUGAAGUAGAGAAACCCAAGGCUUAUCACCCAGACCUGUACAAAAGCAAAGCCAAUAAUACCACCAUGGAAGGUGAGCCCACUACUAUUCCAUCAGAGCCAUUUAAAGUGAAGCCUGAGCUUUUAAAAGAACCUUGGAAAGAAUGUGCAGAAAGAAAAAAAGGUUUCUCCACAUACGCUCCCGAAGGAAGUGAACCCAAGUCAGAAGACAUGGAUUUCGAAAAUAAAGAUGACUAUGACAGAGAUGGAACCUGCCAGAGUCAAGACUAUCCAGGGAAAUACUCAGAAGAGGAGAGCAAGAGCUCAGCCUCGGGUAUUGCCGGAGACCUUGGGGAUGACCCACAGGAGGCUCGAGCUCCCACCAUUGCUCAGCUGCUGCAGGAGAAAACCCUCUACUCCUUCUCGGAGUGGCCAAAGGAUCGUGUGAUAAUUAAUCGCCUAGAUAGCAUCUGCCAUGUGGUGUUGAAGGGAAAGUGGCCAUCUAGCCAGCAGUAUGAGCCCUCGGGCACACUGUCCACCCCAGUCUUAGUCAACAGCGCUGGUUCUCGGAACAGUCUCCCGGAGCCAGAAGCAGCAGAACACAGCUUCAGCAACGGUGCGACAUUGGCAGCUCAGGUCCAAAAGGAGAGCUUCUUAGCUCCAGUAUUCACAAAAGAUGAACAAAAGCACAGACGUCCCUAUGAGUUUGAGGUGGAGAGGGAUGCCAAGGCUCGGAGCCUAGAACAGUUCUCUGCCACCCACGGGCACCCCCCCAUCGUCCUCAAUGGCUGGCAUGGAGAGUCAGCUAUAGACCUCUCCUGCUCAUCAGAGGGGUCCCCAGGAGCCACAUCCCCUUUCCCAGUGAGUGCCAACACCCCUAAGAUUGGGGCUAUCGGUUCACUUCAAGGAGCCCUUGGCAUGGACUUGUCUGGGAUCCUGCAAGCUGGCCUGAUCCACCCAGUGACUGGACAGAUUGUCAACGGAAGCCUCAGACGAGAUGAUGCUGCCAUGAGGAGGCGGAGGGGAAGACGGAAACAUGUUGAAGGCGGGAUGGACCUCAUCUUUUUGAAGGAGCAAACACUUCAGGCAGGAAUCUUGGAAGUCCAUGAAGACCCAGCACAGGCCACCUUGAGCACCACACACCCUGAAGGCCCAGGACCUGCUACCUCGGCCCCUGAGCCAGCAGUAGCAGCCAACGGCCAGGCCGAGAAAACCAUUCCAAGCAAGAGCCUGCUUGACUGGCUGCGGCAGCAGGCUGACUACUCCUUAGAUGUUCCUGGCUUUGGGGCAAAUUUUUCAGACAGACCAAAGCAGAGGAGGCCACGCUGUAAAGAACCUGGAAAAUUAGACAUCAGCUCUCUGAGUGGAGAAGAGAGGGUUCCUGCUGUCCCCAAGGAGCCAGGACUGAGGGGGUUUCUCCCAGAAAACAAGUUCAAUCAUACCCUGGGUGAGCCUGUACUUCGGGAUGCAGGCCCCCGCCGGAGGGGGCGGCGGCCUCGGAGUGAGCUCCUGAAAGCGCCAGCCAUUGUGGCAGACUCUCCCUCUGGAAUGGGACCUCUAUUCAUGAAUGGGUUGAUUGCAGGAAUGGACCUGGUAGGAUUGCAGAAUGUGAGAAAUAUGCCAGGCAUCCCUCUCACUGGGCUGGUGGGCUUCCCAGCUGGCUUUGCAACCAUGCCUACAGGCGAAGAGGUAAAAAGCACCCUCAGCAUGCUGCCCAUGAUGCUGCCAGGCAUGGCCACAGUGCCCCAGAUGUUUGGUGUUGGGGGACUCCUCAAUCCUCCUAUGGCAACCACCUGCACGUCCACUGCUCCAGCGUCACUCUCAAGCACAACGAAAAGUGGUACGGCAGCCACUGAAAAGACUGCGGAGGACACACCCGGCGGCCAUGAUGUAAAAGCAGACACGUUAGCUGAAGACAAGCCUGGUCCUAGUCCAUUUUCUGAUCAGUCUGAAUCCGCAAUAACUACUAGUAGCCCUGUGGCUUUUAACCCGUUUCUCAUCCCGGGAAUGUCUCCUGGACUCAUUUACCCAUCCAUGUUUCUCUCCCCUGGUAUGGGCAUGGCUCUGCCGGCCAUGCAGCAGGCCAGACACUCUGAGGUAGUUGGUCUGGAGAGCCAGAAGAGGAAGAAGAAGAAAACAAAGGGGGACAACCCCAACCCCAACCCCAACCCCAACCCCAACCCAGAGCCUGCUCCCGGGUGCGAAAGGGAGCCAGGCGCUGAUCAGAACUGCACCGAAUCCAGCACCCCUGUACCCCCAGAGAGACAACAUGUGACACAGCCUGGAGAAGGGGGACUCAAGGACUCCAACAGUGACACCAAUUAGAACUUUUUCAUUUAAGAAAUUAUUGUGACUUGUUUCUUAUCCCAUAAAGGUUUGUUACUUCCCUCACUCCACCUUCAUAAGAACCUGUGUUUCCAUGAGUAAUAUGACCUACCUAUUUUCCUGUCUGAGAACUAUGGUAACAGAUGUUAAUAGUUGCAGGGUCUUGCCACUCCGUUAGAUAAGUGUCGUCUACCUAGUCUAGGAGGCACAGAAUUCUCAUUCAGUUAUCCAGUCGUUCAUUCCAGCAGUCCUAGUUAAUACAGUACUUGGUGACACAUCCUACCCCCUCUUCUUCCAAGUUUCCCAGUUAUCUGAGGACAAUGGCAAGAGAAAGCUGUCCAAGGAUUUGCCAUUGAAGGGCCGAAGAACAGAUGCAAAGAAGAGCUCUUUUUCUCGUGAGCUAGGUUGAAUAGGGAAAAUGUAGCAAGAAAACCAAAAAGCACAGAAAAAGAAAGUGUUGGUGUGUAUUUUUGUGUUAAAAUACGUCCCUAUUUUAUCAUGAUUUCUGAGUGAGUAGUAUAGUCCAAAGUAUAUAACUAAUGGUUGAAAAUGCGUAUAUUGAUUUCUUUAUAAAAAAACAAAAACUUUACUGUUAGUAAUAUAAUUUCCCCCUUCAUGGUUUUUUAGAUACCUGCAGCAAGAGAAAAUAUUAGCUGUCUAGGCAUUAUUUUGUGUCUGUGUAUAGCGUCCCUCUCCCCAGUUAAAAGGUGACUCUAAGUUGGAGAAAGCUUCGCCCACAGUGAGUUACCACCAGCCACUGGGGUACGGCAGGGGCUCGCUCACACUCUUGCAGAGUUGCACGUUGCUUCACAAGCACACCGAUAGAACUCUGCUCCACCUCCUCCCCUGAAAACCUCUCUGGUCACUAAUUUGCCUCAUUGUGUUUAAAGAAUCCUACUGGAUUUUUAUUUGCGCUUUCGUUCUUCAGGAAUGAGGCUUCCAGAGCCUGGGAGAAGAUAGUUGCUCAACACUUGCUAGGUUCUAUCUUCAGGGUUAUCUGAGGUUGUCAAAAUGCACAUACCAUCUUUUACACUACAACUGUGAAAAGUUUUUUCCCCUCUCUCUCCAUUAUUGCUUUACUCUUUGUAUCUUACAGUCGAGCCCAAAUUCCAAAUUAUCACUUAGCCGAGACUGUCGCAAGUCAGCAAUACUCCCUGUGGUUCCUCCGCUCGCCUGUGUUUCGGGACUGAGUGGGGCGGAACCCACCCAAGCAGCGCUUCCCGUUUGCUUUCGCCUUCGCUCACGUACAUCACAUCCCUCCCGAUGCUCUUCUCCUUCAUGGACAGCUCAUGCUCGGAGACUUGAAAAGAGAUCACAGAUAGCACUCUGGGGGCGCAGGGCUUGCAGAGCUGUUGGAAGUGUUGCGAGUGUUACUAGUACCAGUUUCACUUUGUGUUUGUCACAAUUUACUGUAUUUUUUACUGUUUCUGUUACAGUUUUGCUAAUUUAUCAGAAGGUCCAAAAGUUUGACAUAACUACUUCAGUUUGCAUUAUUUAUUUAUGAUGCUUUUGUCAUUGUCUUUUCUACAUUUGGAAUUAUAAAUUAUGUAAAUGUUAAAAUGAGCAUCUCAAAGAAGUCUGUUAAGUUGUGACCGAAGAAAAUCAAUCAGGUGUAUUUUCCAAAAGCAGAGUCCCAGUUUUUUGAAUCAGAGAUAUAAACUAGAAAUGCUAUAACUGAUCCUAUGAGAAGACAGAAUCUGAUAAUUGAAUAAAUCCUAUUUAAUGACGCUCUCAUAGUGUAGAUGGUCUAUAAUGCUGACAACAGAUUUCUUAGAAAUGCUGCUCUCUCUAUUUAACUAACAUUUUGUUCAUUUUGCCUCCAGUGGAAGCAGAAAGGGUUUUUUCAGCUGUUAAAUCCUGAAAAUCAAUAUAAUUUAUUUAUGUAAAAGAAAAAAAUCACUCAAUCGAUAUAUUUUUGAACCUUUUAAGUACUAAUUUUCUUUUUAUCAAGUAGAAAAAAAAAAUGUAUUUGCCCUAAAUCCUUAAAAUACAAAUGCUAUAAAAAUUCCUGUAUCUUGAAAGCCUUACUGCAGAUGAGUAUUAUAGACAUCCAGCAGAGUCUGGUUUUCUUCGUUGUCCUUGUGUUGUUUUGUAUGGAAAAGCCGCUUUCCCCAGGUUUCACGUAAACCUCCAGUAAGUCACAGGGUUGAAUGUGGAUCUGACGUAGAAACCCACCAGCAUGCGCAACCCCUUGUUAUAUCUUAUCAAACCUGUAUGUUAACUCGGGUGUUCAGGCUUCUGUUUGACUGCUAUUGUGACCCUGUUUUUGCAAAAUGAAACUGACACUCUGUGGAUUACUUGCUCUGUAAGGCAUAAGUGCUUCUUAUGAUUAUUUUGAUAUUUCUAAGAGCAAAAGCCAAAUUUAAACUCUCUUCAGCAAACUUGAGCCUUUUCAUCUAAUUCCAUGUCACUCACAGCCAUAGCUUUCCUUGAUCAUUCUUCACCCCAUGUCUCACGUAAUAAAUUGUCUGUGGUCUUGAUCCUGGAUUUAAAAAAAAAAA
Messenger RNA from Chinchilla lanigera (long-tailed chinchilla), 11025 nucleotides. RefSeq names its product chromodomain helicase DNA binding protein 6 (gene Chd6). The transcript is spliced from 39 exons. The coding region runs from base 350 to 8524 and encodes 2724 amino acids. NCBI's taxonomy places the organism in Eukaryota, Metazoa, Chordata, Mammalia, Rodentia, Chinchillidae. Gene Ontology annotation, molecular function: protein binding; ATP binding; ATP-dependent chromatin remodeler activity. The record is from RefSeq and is a predicted model, not a curated record.